Messenger RNA from Rotaria sordida, 336 nucleotides. The record is from the annotation of a GenBank genome assembly. Lineage: Eukaryota; Metazoa; Rotifera; Eurotatoria; Philodinida; Philodinidae.
AUGCAUUCUGGUUGUUUUCUAUGUGUUAUACUUCCAUUAAGUAUCGCAUUUUUCAUCGUCAAUUGCAUCUAUGCGCAACCCGAAAUUCCAUGUGAUCCGUCCGCGAGUGGACCCUGUUCGGAAAAGGCCUAUUGCUGGUGCGCAUCGUUAGUAACAGGAGAAGGCAUUUGUACAAUUGGCAUCCACUGUGCUUCUGCACUAUCUUGUAAUGCCACCAGUCCAUGUCAAGAAACUAAUUCAACUUGUGUCUUCGACGCUCGAUGUGGUGUUCGUGGUGUGUGCUAUCCAAACAUAAUAUUCAGGACAGAAUUUUGUCCACCCAUCGUUCGAAAAUAA